This is a messenger RNA of Pocillopora meandrina, 406 nucleotides long. NCBI's taxonomy places the organism in Eukaryota, Metazoa, Cnidaria, Anthozoa, Scleractinia, Pocilloporidae. The record is from the annotation of a GenBank genome assembly.
UAUGACUUUUCUAUAAUUUCAGAAAAUUCAUUUGACAAGCUGAUGGGAAAAUUUCAGAUAUCCUUGCAACAUCAUUAUGAAAACAGUGAUGCUGUGCCACUCUGUGACCCUGGACUGAUGAAAGAGUUUGCAGACAAAAGUGCACUUAGUCUUUUCGGAUCAAUAUCAGUGUCUGGACAACUACCCACCUACCCCUCCCCUAACUCAACAACAGUCAAUUGACCACAAGUUAAGGUUAAUGUUGGGUUAGGGGAGGGGUAGGUGGGCAGUUGCCCAGAUACUGAUAUUGAUCUGUCUUUUCAAUGUCAUUUUGCAGUCUAUUCUCUGGGAAGAUCCGAGAUUGAGUGAAGAACACCAUGUAUUACAGGAAAAAAGAACCAUUGUUUUGUUGCACAUAAUAGCAUAU